Messenger RNA from Cucurbita pepo subsp. pepo (vegetable marrow), 2597 nucleotides. RefSeq names its product RNA-binding (RRM/RBD/RNP motifs) family protein (gene ROS3). The record is from RefSeq and is a predicted model, not a curated record. Gene Ontology annotation, molecular function: RNA binding. NCBI's taxonomy places the organism in Eukaryota, Viridiplantae, Streptophyta, Magnoliopsida, Cucurbitales, Cucurbitaceae. Gene Ontology annotation, cellular component: nucleus.
UUUACCAUAUUUCAGAGGGGUCUCUGUUGGGCGACUGCUGGGUCUGCGAGCUCUAGGAGGAGGAAGAAGAAGAAAAGCCAUGGAAGAAGGAGAAAGCGCCUCCACGAAGAUGAGAAUUUACGUUGGAGGACUAGGUGCUGCCAUGACUGAAGACGACCUCAGGAAGGUUUUUAAGAGCGUCGGCGGCGUGGUGGAGGCCGUCGAUUUCAUUCGUUCCAAAUCUCGCAGCUUCGCUUACGUUGAUUUCUUUCCGUCCUCCCAAUCGUCCGUCUCCAAACUCUUCAGCACUUACAAUGGAUGUGCUUGGAAAGGAGGAAAGUUGAGGCUUGAGAAAGCUAAGGAACAUUAUCUUGCUCGCUUGAGGCGGGAGUGGGAGGAAGAUGCUGAAAUUAUGAAUUAUGAUGAUGGUGCAGACCUGGAGGCUUCUGCUCCAGAAUCUACAGAGCAUGUUGCGAAAUCAGAGCACAUUCAGAUUUUCUUUCCAAGUUUAGGAGAGGUGAAGUCUUUACCAAUUAGUGGUACAGGAAUUCACAAAUAUGAUUUUCCACAUGUUGAGGUGCCUCCUCUUCCUGUGCAUUUUUGUGACUGUGAAGAGCAUAAUGUUUCUGAUCCCACAAGCAAAUCCAUGGACACAAAAACAGGAGAUUUGGAUGCUGGGAAUGGUGGAAUGGAUGAAGAUGAAAUCAAGAUGAUGAAUACAGUGUUGAACAAGCUCUUUGAGAGGCAGGAUGCUUCUCAUGUUAAUUGUAAUGAGACCAUGGCAGUCAAGGAUAAAGACAACUCUAAGAUAUUGACCGAUAAUCAACCACUUGAAGAUAAUAAAGAGGAUAGUGAUGAAGAUAACCUUGUGCUUAAUGUAAUGGCUAGUGGCUCCAAUUCCAAAUCGUUGCCAUUGAACAGUGGAAGUAAAAGUUUCAAAGCUCAUGGGAACAGUAAGGGUGCGGACAGGGAUCAGAAAGGUAAUAGCAGAGUUCAAAGCAAGAAAAGGAAAUCGGUUACCGAUGAGGAAUUUGAUAGUAAUGAAUAUGUGCCCAAUAUCUCUACUGGCAGUGGAAAGGGGAACACAAAUCCAGCAUAUGAGCCAGUUGGACCCUCGAGACCUCAAGCUCCUGAUCGAGCAAUGCCGAUCCAAUCUUCACAUUCUCAGAAAUCUUCAUGGAAAACACUUAUUUGUGAUAAGAGCAAGGCUUCAUUCAGCAUCUCAGACAUACUGCCUUCUGUUCCUUCAGCAAAUGAAGAGCAGCCAGAAGCAGAUGAUCUAAGUCUAGCUCAUUCAUCUCCGAACAAAAACAGCGACCGUGCUACUGCUGCGGUAUUGAAAAGAAAAAAAGAUAAAACAAAACCCGCGAAUAGCAAUGUUUCGUUCAGCAUUUUAGACACACUGCCUACUGCGUCUUCAGCAGAUCAAGAGCAAACAGAAGCUGAUGAUCCGAAUCGAGCUCAUUCAACUCCAAACAGAAACAGUGACCUUGCUACUGCUGCGGUAUUGAAAAGAAAAAAAGAUGAAACGAAACCCGCGAAUAGCAAUGUUUCGUUCAGCAUUUUAGACACACUGCCUACUGCGUCUUCAGCAGAUCAAGAGCAAACAGAAGCUGCUGAUCCGAAUCGAGCUCAUUCAACUCCAAACAGAAACAGCAACCUUGCUACUGCUGCAGUAUUGAAAAGAAAAAAAGAUGAAACGAAACCUGCGAAUAGCAAUGUUUCGUUCUGCAUUUCAGACGCACUGCCUACUGCAUCAUCAGCAGAUCAAGAGCAAACAGAAGCUGAGGAUCUGAAUCUAGCUGCAACUGAUGCAAUAUUGGAAAGAAAAUCAAAAGAAAUGAAAUCUGUGGAGAGCUCCCCUGAAGCCGAAAAUACCGUUCGAAAUGUCACCUCGAAUCAAGGAAGAGGCGCUGCAUGGAAGCAAAAAUCUUCAUGGACACAAUUAGUUAGCCAGGAAGCCACCUCCUUCAGUAUUACUCAAAUUUUAUCAAACAAUACUUCUGAAAAACAGGUACAAAGGGAAUCCGAUGUCAUCAAUGUUAAUCUCUUUGCGGCAAGCGAAAAUAAUGAUUCAAUAGAACAGGAAAGUCGAAGUACUGCGGCAGAUGAUUCUGCUGCAUUUGUAGUUGCAAAAGAUGAAACUGCCUGUUAUGAUGUCAAGAAGAAUGACCAACCUGCAGUGCAAGAAAAUGAGUCCUCUCCCACCGAAGCUAUUGAGAGGCAUAUUAAACCACAGGAAGCAGGUUCAUUCGAUGCUAAAAGCGGCGAAACUUGCUGCCCGUUUAUGAGAAAUUCUCGGUCGGUAGCCGAGUGGACAAAGAUAAAAGCUGCUCUUUCUGGUGGAUCCAAGAAGAAAAAGCAGAGACAAUCGGACACAAAAUAGCAUAGGUAUGUAACUCUUAAAUCUUGGUUGAAUGUGGGGGCUUCAUUUGAAUGUCUGAACAUAAAUUGGUUUCAUCUACUUAUGAACAAUCCAUUGCAGCUUUGAAUGGGUUCUUGGGGUGAAAGUGUUUUUAGCCUUAGAAGGAAAAUUUAAAAGCAGUGAAGUUUUAUCUACCUGCAUUAUUGACAUUUUAUGAUUUAGCCUUAUAAUUUCAGCUAUUAUUCAUAGACAA